AUGGGGGCCUUGGAUGGUGAGCAAAAACAAUUGAUCACGAAGUUGGUCAACUUUCGUAUGAAAGAAGGUAAAAGAAUAAGAGUUCGUGCUAUUGUUUAUCAAACUUUUCAUCACCCAGCCCGAACUGAACAAGAUGUAAUCAAACUUAUGGUUGACGCCCUAGAGAAUAUAAAGCCUAUAUGUGAAGUGGAAAAAGUAGGAAUAGUAGGUAUUAUUUAUGAUGUCCUUGGGAUUGUAGCCAGGGAUCGUCAACAAACCUUAGCUAUUCGUUGGAUCCUUGAAGCAGCUUUUAAACGACGUAUAAGCUACAGGAUAAGCUUAGAGAAAUGUUUAUUUGCUGAGAUACUGGAUGCUUACCAAAAGAGGGGAAUUGCACGUAAGAAAAGGGAGAAUUUUCAUGUACUGGCUUCCAAAAAUCGAAGUUUCGCGCAUUUCAGAUGGUGGUAA
This is a messenger RNA of Cornus florida, 447 nucleotides long. RefSeq names its product small ribosomal subunit protein uS7m-like. Gene Ontology annotation, cellular component: small ribosomal subunit; ribosome. The record is from RefSeq and is a predicted model, not a curated record. Gene Ontology annotation, molecular function: rRNA binding; mRNA binding; structural constituent of ribosome. The transcript has a single exon. Gene Ontology annotation, biological process: translation; ribosomal small subunit assembly. NCBI's taxonomy places the organism in Eukaryota, Viridiplantae, Streptophyta, Magnoliopsida, Cornales, Cornaceae. Bases 1 to 447 code for a protein of 148 amino acids.